Messenger RNA from Hymenoscyphus albidus, 879 nucleotides. The record is from the annotation of a GenBank genome assembly. NCBI's taxonomy places the organism in Eukaryota, Fungi, Ascomycota, Leotiomycetes, Helotiales, Helotiaceae.
AUGGCAGGCGGAUACUCCAAGAAACGAAAGGUCGAAGAUGGGAUGAAGGGGAAACCAAAAAGAACCGUCAAGAAAUUCAAGAAGCAGACCGAUUACCACAGCGAUUCAUCAGAAGACGAGGCGAAUGCACCACCACAAGAAGAAUUCAAAGCUGUCAAUUUACAAGAUUCCGAUAAUGAGGAGCUCGACACAGCAGAUCUGAUCGCGGGGGAGGUCUCGGAUGUAGAAGAGGAGGCUACGGUUGGAGAAUUGGCAGAUGAAGAAAUCACAGAUGCGUCGAAUUCAGAUUCCGAGGAUGAUGAGGACGACGAUUCAGAUACCAAUUCCAACCCUAAUUUAAUACGGAAGCGCAAACGAAAUGACCCAGAAGCAUUCGCAACGUCCAUGUCGAAGAUUCUUGGUUCGAAACUUGCGACGAGUAAACGCGCCGAUCCUGUUCUGUCGAGGAGUGUGGCUGCAAUUGAAACGAGUAAAGAAAUUACGGACCAGGCAUUGGAGAAGAAGGCGCGAAAUAAGAUGAAGGAUGACAAGCGACUUGCUUUGGAAAAGGGCAGAGUGAAGGAUGUCUUGGGAGCGAGUACCGCAUUUGAUGCUGCGAAUGGUUAUGGAGAUAUGGGAGCACAGCCAAGUGUACAGCAGACAAUGGAAUUGGAGAAACGACUACGGAAAACGGCGCAGAGAGGUGUUGUAAAACUUUUUAACGCGGUGAGAGCGGCGCAAGUUAAAGGAGAGGAGGCUGCAAGGGAAGCUCGAGUCAAAGGACUCGUCGGCCAUGGAAGGAGGGAAGAGAAAAUCAAUGAGAUGAGCAAACAGGGAUUCCUGGAGUUAAUUGCCGGUGGGGGUGGGGGUCUCAAGGCAGGCGGGGUAGAGGAAGCAUGA